GUGACAGGGCUCGGGGCGCUGCUUAGCCCUUAGCGCCGAGUGCCUUGGCCGGUUGGCUCCGCUGUCCCUCGGGCUGGAGGUAACCCUGAGAGGAACAGGCAGGGGAUCCUCUCCCCAAGCAGCAGCGCCGCGCCGCGCGGGCCGAGACCCGCCUGGAGCUGCCGAGUUCCGGACGGUCCCGGCAUAAUGUUUUUAACAACAGUAUUACUCCGAAAGAGAAUUCCUGGAAAACAAUGGAUUGGAAAGUACAGGCGACCAAGGGUGAUUACCCUUGCAAUGAAGCAGGCAAUGAUCCGAAGGCUGGAAAUUGAAGCAGAGAAUGAAUAUUGGCUGAGUCGACCUUACCUGACGCAGGAACAGGAAUUCAGACAUAACACAGAAGGGAGACGUGCAAGAUGGGAAGCUUUCAAAAACCUGACAAGAUCCAAGUUCCCUGAGCAUAGAUAUAUCAGCGAUCAUUUAAACCACUUAAAUGUGACAAAAAGGUGGACAUCUUGAAUAACGCAGUGUGUUUGUAUUUGGCAUGUAUUAUGCACUACCACGGCAUCUGCUGUUGUACCUAGUAUGGUACUUUUGUAAUUGAAUAUAAGAAGGGUGGAUGACAAAUGAGAUUUUGCUACAGUAUACAAAAUCUUACAUUAAAGGUAGUCCUACAGAACAGUA
This is a messenger RNA of Columba livia (rock pigeon), 663 nucleotides long. RefSeq names its product mitochondrial ribosomal protein L57 (gene MRPL57). Gene Ontology annotation, biological process: mitochondrial translation. Gene Ontology annotation, molecular function: structural constituent of ribosome. Gene Ontology annotation, cellular component: mitochondrial ribosome. The transcript has 2 exons. Bases 187 to 498 code for a protein of 103 amino acids. NCBI's taxonomy places the organism in Eukaryota, Metazoa, Chordata, Aves, Columbiformes, Columbidae. The record is from RefSeq and is a predicted model, not a curated record.